AAUAUGUCGAUGUAUGUCGUCUCCUCGGUCGAGUCUUUUCUUUCGUUUCGCUAUGUACGUCGUUUGGGCUAGAUAUUAAACAAUCGUGUUUACUUCUUUCAAUUGAGUUAAAGCUGAAGCUUCUCUACAAGGAGGAAUCGACGAUAAAGUCAUGAUCGUUCUCGGCGUCGAUUCAACUCGUCUUGAACAUCGGAGUGUUAUUUACAACACAGUUUCAGUUUACAAAUGAAAGAGUUGUUCGAAUCCACUGUUAAGUACAACUUAAAGCGUGCUUGAUCUCAUAACCAAUCGUAAAUGGCUGACACUUAUCAAUUGAUAAAGUAAUCGACGCAUUUUUUUGCAACGCUUAACCUAGACGUUAUCGCAACACAGAUAGGAGUCAGUGGACUUUGUUUCGGAGUAAUUAAGGAUAGAAAUGGUUUUAAAGUCAUUUAAAGUAGAUUUACGAUACAAAUUUAUUUAAAAAAGUUAGGAUAAAGAUAGUGAAACGAUGGAAGUCUAAGUGUUUUUGCAUUAAGAAGCUUUAAAAAGUUUUAGAGAAUCAGGAAUUUUUACUGACAAUUUUUAUUGAGAAUUCAUUGACUGCAGAGUUCAUCUACAAAGAAAAAAUGCUUUAUUUGUGUGGAAGGAUCUUUUAUUAUUUUUUGAUUACAAAAAAUAAACAAGCACUUAAAUGGCUAAAAAAUUAAGAUAUACCAUCAAAAUAUAUUGAUUGAGGCAAAUAUAAAAGUUAUAGCUGACCAAUUUGCCAUACUUUGCUUAAUAAUAUGGUGAUGGCAGGAAACGAAAAUGUGCCAGGAGCCUUGGCAGAUGAUCCAAUAUCUGCAAGACUACAAUGGCUGCGUCAACGCAGAGAAGCUUUGCAAGAGAAGCUUGCCCAAAAGAACAAUGAGUUGAAAAACCUGUGUGUGGAAGAAGCAGAAAUAACAGGAGUUUUACCACCAGAAAUACCUCUGGAGCCUGGUGAAAGUCCACCAACUUUUCGUAGAAAAGUUGGCACUUCUUUUAUAUGUCCACAAAAAUUAAUCAACAAGCUGAAGACUACUGACAUUGAGGAGUCAGAAUUGGAAUUGGAAAGACAAGUACAGCUCGAAAUUGUGGAAACUGCGUUGGAUAUUGUUAAUAACCCCACAGAAAGUAAGGCCACGCGACGCAAGCACAGGCUUGCUUAUCAACAAAGUCAGAAAAGAUUACAAGAGCUGGAGACAAAGCUGAACUUUAUCAGGCAAGCUCGUGGUAAAGUGCAGCGACCAAUCCAAUUGCCGGCACACACAGGAAAUUACAAUACGCAACCACAUUCACAUGUUAACGUGAAGCACAGGACAAAGAAGCCACGGCCACCGUUAGAUAAUACAGGAAAUGAAAUAACAUCUCCAAAGUCUGUUGGAAGAAGCAUACUUCACGAACCCGGUAUUAGUUUGAGUCCCUUGGCAUCUGAAGACAAGUCGAAUACUUAUAUCGGACAUGGAUACGAGGAGCAGUUAACCGUAUCGAACAUUUCUAAUCAUCAUCACAGUGCCACUUAUCCCAGGGUGAGCCCCAUCGAACAACCGAGCAUUAAGAUCGUAGAGCACGAUCACAACGAUAAUCAUAAUGUCUACAUUUUACCUGAACAAUUUCGCGCGCGUACGUAUUCCCACGGAAGUGGCGGAUCUCGCGGCCAUUACCAGGACACCGAGAGAACAUCUUAUCGGCCUUACGUACCAAAUACUUAUACCGAGGACGAGCGUCAAAUGCGCUACCGUCAAUUCCAACAUUUGCAGAAGCAACAGCAAUUGCAGGAUCAAAUGCAGCAGACUCAGAGGCUACAGUAUACAGGGUCCUUUGAGUCCUACAAACAUUUAGAUAAUGCAGAUGUUAUACGGAGAAGUGGUUCGGGAACUUACGAUAGAGAUUUUCGCGCAUCUCAUUAUUUACCCGUCGAUUAUCAGGCCUACUAUAAGAACAGCACACAAUCUCAGCAAAUUUUACAUAGACGAGAACGUGACUCGUCAUUACCAUCCUGUGUUAAGAACACCUCGCGACACAGUGGCAGCAGUGCAUCAAUUGAGGCGCAAUUAACUUCUGGAUACUGGGUGCGCUACAACGACGACAUUCACUGGGUGAGCAUGGACGAGCCUGAUAGAUUUGGUAGUUUGGACCGUAGACGCCGGAAUGCUCAGCACAAUAAUGGAGUCGGUAGCGCGAAUCUAGAUACUCAGUCGCGUUACCGCACUGUCGCAGUCGCGUGUACUAAAAGCUCGUCGAAUAGCAACGUCACCGCAUCGUCUCAUCAGCAUCACUCCGUUCAUUUGUUGCCGCUGUCCGAGCAAACAACGCCGACGAACAACAAUAAGAUGCUGCUGCGCACACAGUCAUUGGGAAGUGUGGAAACCUGGCAGUCGAGUCAUUUGCACGAUUCGCAUGACAGCAAGGAUGCACCUACAAUGGAGUACGCCAACAAUAAUCGUAAGAGUCGUCAAAAAGAAUGGUACGAAACAUCAUUGGAUGUGGGAGUAAGUGCGGAUUUGGAUCAAAAUUUAAUCGUUGCGCGAAAGAACGUGCAUUAUCAAUCGAGUCCUCCACUUGCUCGUAUCAAAACUGCCAUUAAUGAGAAUGCAAGAGACAAUCAGACGACCAAUGGACCACCACCGCCGAUGAGUCCGGUGAACCAUCAUAAGAGAGACAAGCCCGAGGAGCGACAGCACGUGAUGCAACAAACUCAUUCUCGUUACGAUCAGCCUUCGAUGAAACCAAAGGUGUUAGAAAUACCAGCCGAAUCGAAGCCGUCCUUGGACGUCUGCGACAACGCAAUACAACCGUUGAGCUCGCCGAAAAACUGCACGGUUGUACAACCGGGAAAGUAUCAGCCGUACAGGGAAGUGACAAAGCCUUUUGAGAUGUCUGAUUUUUAUAAGUACUCGACAAAAUUUCGUAAGAGGAAUGAGGCUGCCGCACAGUCUCAAAUCGGAAAUGGAGAUUCGCCACUUCAGGAGAACCGUCCCGCGGAAACAAACAUCGCUGAUUUAUCCAGGGAUCCCAAUUCCUACAAUUUCGGGCAAAACAGUAAUACCGCUAGUCCGAUACAAAGAAGGCUUUAUCAGCCGGUACAGCGUAUGACUUGUCAACCUUAUCUCUCAUCGUUGAGAUAAUUGUUUGAUCACAUGGAUGUAAGAUUUCAUUCAUGUGGUCAUGUUAUCACACAAAUGAUUUACGGAAUCAUUCACUUGUAAAUAGGCUGGUCCUAUGGAUAAUUAUUUUGUAUUCUUUAGUUACGAUCGAUUUACUAAUUGCAGCACAUUAACAAGGUAUUCCGCAUUAACGCUUCUUCAUAUAUUUCUUGGCUUUAAAUUGAUCAGAGACUGUAUUUAUUGAAUAUUGAUGCAAUGGGAUACAAUAAGAUCUGUGUAUAUAUAUGCCGAAGACAUUUAAUGAAACACAAUUUUGUGUUCAUAUCACAUAUCUUUCGUUUUUCUUUUAAGAAUCAAUUAUUCAUCAAUAUCAAUCUCGAUUUAUCUAUUAUACAUACAUACAGAUUUUAUUUUAGAAAAUUUCAGUAUUCAUAUCGCGCAUGUAUAUAUGAAAUGUUCCACAAAAAUGAAGGAAAAGUAAAGAAUUGUAAGAAUAACAUAAUUCUGAUCUCGACGUCGAUUAUAAUAUUAAUUAAUAUUGGGACCUGAAUAGUGCCUUUUAUUAAUAGAAGUAUCAAGUUGAUAAUAAUAUUAUAGUAUUAAAAUAUUUUGAAAUUACACCUUAAUAUGAAUUAAUAAUUUUAAUAACUCUCAACUUCUUGACUUGGUAUAAUUACUCAUAAUUGCGUUCUGGAUUUUAUAUUUUUUUAUAAACGAUAUAAACUGGUUUUUUGGAGAUAUUGUCAGAUUGACAAGAUAUUAAAUGUUUGUUGUUAAAUCUUUUCCUCAAUUAUUAUAUCAUUAAAUAAUUUUGAAAGUUUGCAGUUGUUACAUAUACUCUAUUUUUAGAGUUUUAUAUUUUCUACUAAGAGUCUACAUAUCUCUUACGACUGAAUAUGAAAAUAUGCAUUUUUAUACAGUUUGAUAUUGUAAUAUUCAAUUUCACUUCUAUACGAAAAAUAAUAAAAGUGUGUGUUCUUAAUCUUAGGACAAUAUUGAUAUAUACACAUAUGUGGAUAUUUUUAUACAUAAAUUGUUCAUAUUUGCAUUAUAUUUAUAUACCCCACCCGGCGUAUAAUAUAUUGAAAAGUAAAAUAAAUCUCACUAGAGAUUUAUUUUAUUUUUCUCACUUAUUUACCACAAUGUGUUCGCCGGGAAGCUUAAUGUUAAAUAUAUAUGCUUAAUUUACACAUUAGUCGCUAUUUAGUGCUUCUUGUAUAUAUCAAUUCGUAUCAGAAUUUUCUUCCUAUAAAAACGAUAUAUAGGUUGCUACUGUAUAACGUGCGUUACCUGAAAAGAAUUUAGAUUUAUUUGAUCCACAUGUUGGAAACGCUUUAGCAUCACAGACGUAGAAGAUAAUGGCCUUAUGUCUUAGCUGUGAUUAAUUAUGCGUUGUGCGUUGUAUGCUAUUUUUAAGAAAUCUUUUUGUACUACUUUAUACAAUUGGUCUGUGUCAAUAAAGACGUUUGAAUUAUAA
Molecule: messenger RNA, 4587 nt
Organism: Monomorium pharaonis (pharaoh ant)
Lineage: Eukaryota; Metazoa; Arthropoda; Insecta; Hymenoptera; Formicidae
Gene: sstn
Product: FERM domain-containing protein 4A
Exons: 5
Coding region: 768-3131 (787 amino acids)
Biological process (GO): establishment of epithelial cell polarity
Source: RefSeq, a predicted model, not a curated record